AUGCCGAUCCUAACUCCGGCCAUCAGACUCGUGGUUUUCAGGCAAAGUCUUCGACCACAUUCCGCUGUUGCAUUCCUCGUUGAGUUCCUCUGCUUUGUCUUAGAGCUACUCGACAAGGAGAAAGAUCUAGCAAAGAUAUUCGGCAUCGUUUCUGCUUGCGACACAUUAAUCUUCACUAUGCUCGAUGUAAUCCAAAAUCUGAUCGAAGGAGUGAAAAUACGAAGAUGCGGUCAAGUGUUUUGGCUUUACAAAAACGAUGGGAGUCUCUAUUGGCACACACUAAACGCGUAUUUACUGAUGUUGUCCAUUGUCCACGUCAUUGGCUCCGCAAUUUCAUAUAGGUCUCGUAGACGUUAUCUAGUCUUGCUCCCGCUUUUUGUUGCUGGCCUAGAACUUCUUCCUCAAGAGGCAUAUCAGGUUCUUGGAAAUGAUCAGAGUCAAAACCUUCAAGAUUACGUUGAGCCAGAUCAAGUUCCACGAGAUUGUAUCGGGCCUCUUCAGAAUCCAUUAGAUGGUAUUGAGCUGGAGGAAGGCGAUAGAGUGCCGGAUCAAGAAGUUGCUGACCAUGUUGCGCCUGAUGGUGGCUCAUAA
Molecule: messenger RNA, 591 nt
Organism: Brassica oleracea var. oleracea
Lineage: Eukaryota; Viridiplantae; Streptophyta; Magnoliopsida; Brassicales; Brassicaceae
Exons: 1
Coding region: 1-591 (196 amino acids)
Source: RefSeq, a predicted model, not a curated record